CCAUUUGCGUUUAUUACAGGUCAGCAGUGGCAGUCCGUCUUCGCCUUUGGUGUAAUAGGGAAUAUUUUCUUGCUUUGGAUCAUCGUGAUGGCCGUCCAAGUCUUUUACGACGACACGUAGCGGAUCCGUGCCACUAUGGCACAUAGUCGGCCUACGAUUUUCACACCCAAUUUUGGAUUUUUUGGGUUAAUUACUCCGUUUGCUUCUUAUUGGAAGGUGUAUGCCAUGUAUGAUUUGGAACGACCUGAAUUUCUGCAUCUCGGUUACACUACGGGCAUAUUCUGGCGUUGGGUGUUAUACGGGUCGAGCGGCGGUACAACUUUUACAAUGUGGAUUUCUGGUUUAUUUGGGGAAGAUGGGGACAUUGAGAUACCAACAGGCUAGAUAGAGACACGUGCUUGAUGCUGCAGAUGAUUAUGUAUUUUACAAUGUGUGCUGUAUUUUACUUAUUAAUUGUGCCGAUGGCAGUAUUGUUA
Xylaria bambusicola is the source of this 476-nucleotide messenger RNA. RefSeq lists its product as uncharacterized. The record is from RefSeq and is a predicted model, not a curated record. NCBI's taxonomy places the organism in Eukaryota, Fungi, Ascomycota, Sordariomycetes, Xylariales, Xylariaceae. The transcript has a single exon. The coding region runs from base 136 to 384 and encodes 82 amino acids.